AUGGAAUGUCCCGACCCUGACGCGGCGAGGAAAGGUCUCAUUGAAACGUUUCGGACGCAGAUUAGUAAGCGUAUCAAAGUGGACCAGGUCUUGGACUACAUUCACUUCUUCGACGUGGAACAAAAGCAGAAGAUCCAAGGCGUGGCUGGAGAAGUGGCUGCUGCGAAUUUACUCAUCACAGAAGUCCUGAAACAGAAGUCCUCCAAAGAGCCCGGCUGGUUCAGGACUUUUGUGAACGCGCUGAAGCAUGCGGGGUGCGAUAAGGCAGCGGCUUAUGUGGAUGGUCAGAUCCCCAGUCCAGAGGAGGAGACAGAGGACGAAAUGAACACACAGCUCAUUUGGAUUCUUUGCCCCACUUUUAAGGACCAUUUGGCUCUGGAUGCAGACGAACUAAGUGUGGAGUGCUGUGCGCAGGGUCUUAUUUCUCAUGUAGACAGACAAACCAUCCAAGACCAGCAAGAACCCCGGAAAAAAGCAAAUACACUUUUGGAGCAGAUCAUAAAGGGUCCUGGAAACUGGUACUCCACAUUUGUGGAUAUUCUAUAUAUAAAAAACAAGGUUCUGUACAAGCUGAUCACAGGGACGGACAAACGGGACUUGGAAGAAGGCCCCUCACGCAGAGAUGAGACUUCCGGAAAUGAGAGUCCAGAACAGAGCCCUGUGACAGACCCUCCCUCUGCAACAGACCCCCCCUCUGCUACUGACGCUCCCUCUGCAACAGACCCCCCCUCUGCAACAGACCCCCCCUCUGCGACAGACCCUCCCUCUGCGACAGACCCCAGCUCUGAUGACACACCAGAUUUAUACAAAGGUGAAAAGGAUGACUUGGAGGAACCUACAAAGGACACUGACCCAUCCAAAGGAGAAGAGGAGGCUGACUCAGAGGCAGCGGCUGGUGACUCGGAGGGAGAGUGGAUUGUUCUUCGAGAUUAUCAGAUGGAAGUGGCCCAACCUGCCCUGGAAGGGAAAAACAUCAUCAUAUGUCUCCCUACAGGCAGUGGUAAAACCAGAGUGGCCGUGUACAUCACCAAGAAGCAUCUGGACCAGCGGAAAAAGCAGGGACUUCCAGCUAAAGUCAUAGUCCUGGUCAAUAAGGUGCCUUUGGUGGAGCAGCACUAUUCUAAAGAGUUCUCCAAAUACCUGAAGCCGUACAAAGUGGAGAGAGUCAGUGGAAACUCGCAACUCAAAAUCUCUUUCACAGAGAUCGUCAAGAAGUAUGACGUGGUGGUGUGUACGGCACAGAUACUGGAGAACUACUUAGAGAGGUCUGUGAGCGGAGAGGAUGAAGGGGUCCAUUUGAGUGAGCUGUCGUUGAUCGUGAUAGACGAGUGCCACCACACGCAGAAGGGAGGCGUCUACAACCACAUCAUGAUGCGAUUUCUGACCCAAAAGCACAAGAACAAGAAGCUGCAGAAGGAGCAGAAGAAGACCAAGCCCCUGCCUCAGAUCCUAGGCCUGACUGCCUCUCCGGGGGUGGGCGGGGCUACCAAGAUGUCCAAGACCGAGGAGCACAUACUACGAAUCUGCGCUAACCUGGACGCCUCAACCAUUAUGACUGCAAAUCUGGGCGAGUUCACAAAAGAAAUGGAAAAAACCGUGGAAACCAUUGAAGCUCGGACGAAGGAUCCUUUUGGUGAUGUCAUCAAGAAAAUCAUGAAUGACAUUCAUGCACACGCUGAUCUGAACCCCGGCCAUGAGUGCGGCUCUCAGACCUACGAGCAGUGGGUUGUGCAGAAGGAGAGAGACGCGGUCAAAGAAGAAAACAAGAAAGUGCGGGACUGUGCGCACCACCUGAAACAUUACAACACCGGGCUGCAGCUGAGUAACACGAUCCGAAUGUGUGACGCCUUCAGUUUCCUCAACACGUUCUAUGAAAACGAGAAGAAAAAGAAGACUUCUCCAGAUGGGGAGGAUGUCAACAUCACAGAGACCGAGAGAUUCCUUUUCCUUUUGUUUGACGAAAACAAAAAAGAGCUCAUGGAACUAGCGAAACAUCCAGAGUAUGAGAAUGGCAGUCUUUCCAAGCUACGGACCACAAUCCUCCAUGAGUUCAGUACUAAAAAAGACAAGACUAGAGGGAUCAUUUUCACCAAGACGCGGCGCAGUGCCAUUGCCCUGGCACAGUGGGUACAGGACAACCACAAGUUUGGAGACAUGGAAGUGAAUGCAGCUUACCUGAUUGGUGGAGGAGACCAGAGUGAUGUGAAACCAAUGACAUCUAUGACCCUGAGGAGCAGGCCCCACGGGAGGCAGGGGAGGCAGGGGAGGCAGGGGAGGAAGAGCACCACACAAGAGCUGCACUAUGCAAAUAAACACAGCACAACGAGCGGGGCUCAUGUCUGCUGUGUCAGUGAUGAUUGUGGAGCACACGGAAUGGAAAGGAACAUCGGAGACCAACUCAACAAAGCCUUUGAAGCCUAUCGUCAGGUCUCCAUUGAGAAAGAAAUAGCCAAAAAGGAGCUGCAAAAAAUGACAGAGUAUUACGAAGGUUACACGCAUAAACUACAAAAGCAGAUCGAGGACCAACAGCGGAUCAUCUCUGUCCUUGAAGCUAAACUAUCAGCUCUGAGGCCGUCGCCUGCAGGAGAAACCAAAUGCGAGUCUCGUGAACAUACCCAUGACGGCGCCUUUAGGAAAAUACAGUACCAGGACAAUGCGGCCCCUGGUGCAGCUGCUUCAAAUAUCGUCUCUACUGUCGAAUGUCAAGAUAUGCAAGAUGCAUUUGAAGCCAUUCAGGUGAAAUUUCGGAAGAUUAAGUGUUUGACCAGAAGACAAAAAGACCACCUAAAAAGGUUUAAUGGAGGAAAUGAUACAUUCAACGCAGAUCAUCGCUUCUCCAUGCCCAUCCAGUGCACCGACGGGACGGCAGAGGCAGAACGGCCCUUCUCCGUGCUCAGAACCUCGGCUGUGGACAUCCCUCUGGCCUCCUGCUCUGCACUGGCGUCCCGUGGAGCCCACCCAGACGACCGGGAAAUGGACUCUCUGACCAAAUUCAGCGUUAAGUUCCCCCCCUCGGCGGACAGCGAAUACGACUUCCUAAAUAGCGCUCCGGACGGGCACAUGGGUCUGGCCGGAGAGCAGGAGCCAGCGGUGGCACUGCCCCUGUCUUUUGUCUACUCCUCUCCCCCUCCCUCCCACUCGUCAUCGUCUUCGCUUUCCCAGGGGAGAGUACGUGGACCCCAGCAGCCGCUGUGGACCCCGGAGCUCUGCAACGCCGUGGACUUGGGAGCAGACUUGACGUCCUCCCAGAGCAGCAGUCCAGAUAAAUGCGCUUUCUGCAACGCGGUCGUUCCUCCGGACCGGAUGAACAUGCACCUCUACUCGCAUUUCUCCCACAAACACCAGGACGAACAGUGA
Molecule: messenger RNA, 3357 nt
Organism: Knipowitschia caucasica
Lineage: Eukaryota; Metazoa; Chordata; Actinopteri; Gobiiformes; Gobiidae
Source: the annotation of a GenBank genome assembly